This is a messenger RNA of Funneliformis caledonium, 159 nucleotides long. NCBI's taxonomy places the organism in Eukaryota, Fungi, Glomeromycota, Glomeromycetes, Glomerales, Glomeraceae. The record is from the annotation of a GenBank genome assembly.
AUGUCCAUACCUGAAAAAAAUUCAUCCUUAUCAGCCGAAGAGGAGGAUUAUCUAAAAAUGAUCACAGGAUCUAUUGACAAAGAGACCACUUAUUGGGGUACACCAUACGAGGCUGGGAUAGAGAAAGAGAAUAAAACGUCGGCAAGUAUAGUAACCCCA